Gambusia affinis (western mosquitofish) is the source of this 5308-nucleotide messenger RNA. RefSeq lists its product as uncharacterized. NCBI's taxonomy places the organism in Eukaryota, Metazoa, Chordata, Actinopteri, Cyprinodontiformes, Poeciliidae. Gene Ontology annotation, biological process: cell-matrix adhesion. The record is from RefSeq and is a predicted model, not a curated record. Gene Ontology annotation, cellular component: cell surface. The transcript is spliced from 27 exons. The coding region runs from base 164 to 5308 and encodes 1714 amino acids.
CAGUCAAGAACUAUCAAACAUUGCAACCAGUCCUGUUACCCUAGAGCCUCUAACUGAAGGCACAAGCAGUGCAACAUCAACAACAGAUGCCACAACAACCUCUGAGACAGCAACAGAAGAUGUUUCAACUGGUACACCAACAAAAAGCCUCACUGACUCUGAAAUGUCAACAUUUGGUAUCACAACCAAAUCGGUGUCAACAACAAUUAACACCGGAAGCAACUCAUGGAUGACUGAUAACACUGCAACCAGUGCUGGAACAUCAACAGGUAAUUCUGUGGCUACAGUUGGAACAGACACCGUGAGUGUCAAGUCUACUCCUCUCACAACAAAAGCAACAGUUUCAAGCAGUACUGGGACUUCAACGCAAGAUGCUGGAACUGUCACAAUGUCAGAAACAACUGUUGAAACGAGUUCCUUGACAUCAAAACCUAAACCUGAAACAAGUGCUGGGACAUCAACAGGAGAUCCUUUGACCAGUGAUGUGACAACAGUAGACUCAGAAAAGCAUGUUCUCACAGUAAUAACAAAUUUAGCAAGCACUGCAAGUACAUCAUCACCAGGUGGUCCAACUGACUCUUUGACAACAUCUCCAGAUGCUGAAACUACCACUAGCACAAGAAUGCCUUUUCCCGCAACUAGUUCUGGAACAAUGAUGCCAGUAGUUACAACCACUAGUGGGAUGUCAACAACUACUGCAGCCACAGGAAGUGAGACUCAGACCACUCUUAAAAUCACUGCUACCACAACAACAAAGCAAACUUUAACCAGUACCAGUCCAGAACUAUCAAACACUGCAACCAGUCCUGUUACACCAGAGCCUCUAACUCAAGGCACGAGCAGUGCAACAUCAACACCAGAUGCCACAACAUCUGUGACAGCAACAGCAGAUGUUUCAACUGGUACACCAACAAAAAGCCUCACUGACUCUGAAAUGUCAACAUUUGGUAUCACAACCAAAUCGGUGUCAGCAACAAUUAACACUGGAAGCAACUCAUGGAUGACUGAUAACACUGCAACCAGUGCUGGAACAUCAACAGGUAAUUCUGUGGCUACAGUUGGAACAGACACCGUGAGUGUCAAGUCUACUCCUCUCACAACAAAAGCAACAGUUUCAAGCAGUACUGGAACUUCAACGCAAGAUGCUGGAACUGUCACAAUGUCAGAAACAACUGCUGAAACGAGUUCCUUGACAUCAAAACCUAAACCUGAAACAAGUGCUGGGACAUCAACAGGAGAUCCUUUGACCAGUGAUGUGACAACAGUAGACUCAGAAAAGCAUGUUCUCACAGUAAUAACAAAUUUAGCAAGCACUGCAAGUACAUCAUCACCAGGUGGUCCAACUGACUCUUUGACAACAUCUCCAGAUGCUGAAACUACCACUAGCACAAGAAUGCCUUUUCCCGCAACUAGUUCUGGAACAAUGAUGCCAGUAGUUACGACCACUAGUGGGAUGUCAACAACUACUUCAGCCACAGGAAGUGAGACUCAGACCGCUCUUAAAAUCACUACUACUACAACAACAAAGCAAACUGCAACCAGUACCAGUCAAGAACUAUCAAACAUUGCAACCAGUCCUGUUACCCCAGAACCUCUAACUGAAGGCACAAGCAGUGCAACAUCAACACCAGAUGCCACAACAACCUCUGAGACAGCAACAGAAGAUGUUUCAACUGGUACACCAACAAAAAGCCUCACUGACUCUGAAAUGCCAACCCUCGGAACAAGAAACAGUUCUGGGUCAGCCUUAUCAUCUCCUGGUGCUACUACCGUGACCCAGUCUGCCAACUACACACAGAAUAUGACAUUGGCAUUUCUUGAAGCUGUGCUGGAUAAAAAUUUUUCCUCGUCGGCUGUUAGUGAUGAGGAAUUCCUGCUAUGGCUUAGGCUGCAACUCAGACCUUUGCUGGUCAAUCUCUCUCCAACUAUGGUUAUUUACCUAUUCAGAAUUGUGAAAAACAGGAGCUGCAACAGCAGCCAAGAGAUGAUUUCAGUGCUUGAAACUAUGCAGAUGACACUCAGCGACGAAACCAAGGCAGAGAUCUACAAAAAUAUGAUCCUCUUCCUCCAAGAUCAAACCCUACUAAAGUGCUACAGUGGUGGAAGCUUUUACAUCUUCCUGAAGAACAACUUCCUUAGCUUUGGCUUUCCUGAUGUCCCAUCAUUCAUCUCUCUUCUUCCACCAACACGCAAAUCAGAGCUCCUAAAUACCAUUAGCACCUCAGAACUGCGUCAGUUCCUCAUUCAGCCUGGCGCAAUCAGUAACAGUUCAGGCAUCUGCAUCAUCUUCAGCAACUACAACAACACUCCUUCCUUCCUAGAAAACGAGGACGUCCCAGACGAUGUGAGGAGGAUCAUCCUUCCCUGUGUUUGGCCUUUGGCUCUGAGCAGCAACAGAAGAUCUGAGGUUGAUCUGUGGUUUAACGUACGUUUGAGGAACUAUUUGAAGUUCCUCACCAAGGAUCUCAUCAGCUACAACGAAGUGCAGAAUGCCUCAUGUCUCACCUUCCAAAAACUGGUGUUUUUUAUGGGGAAAUUCUUCCCAUACACCAGUUCUGAGUUUGGACAAGAAGAUGUAUACACAACCAUCAGGAGUUUCCUGAGAGCCGGCUCUGGAGCCAGAUGCUACGAUCCCAGGGAUCCAGAGCUGAAUUCUACCUCCUGGUUUGUCAACUACAUUGGCAGCUUUGUUACAUUUCUCACUUUGGAUGAUCUCACCAGUUUUAUCUCCACCUCUCAGCUGGAGAUAUUCCUGAAGGAUUACUCUAACCUGGAACUCUUCAACAACACAGCCAUCUCUAAAUAUGUAACAGGCUACUACAUCACCCAGCUAUACACAUUCGAUCCGAACUUCAGUCCAUUCAAGCUUCCAGGCUCUUUAUUAUGUUCCUCUGACAUCCCAAGCUCAGUAUUUUCCUCUCUUGCUGAAUCUGAGACAAUGGUCAUCUUGGAAAAACUGAAGACAUUCUGUAAUGGAACAGAAGAUCCUGAGAUAUCUGCAUCUCUGACAUCCAACAUCAAGAAUUUCACAGCGGAAACUUUUGGAGAACUUGGCAGCGCCUCUUCAGCACUGACCAUAGGUCAGAUCCUUACAGUGCCACCUUCAGUGCUGGUUUCCUCUUUGUCCACCCUGGGCUCUGUGAAAAACUGGGGCCAGGACCAGGCCACCACUGUCAUCCAGUCCAUCACCUCCUCAGGAUUUCAGAUCAACAGCGCAGCUUCUCUGGAGUCUCUAGGAACUCUUGUUGUUGGACUUCGCUCAGAGUCAAUUCAAAAGAUCUCAGCUUCCGAAAUACUCAGCGCUUCCAAGAGUCCCAACAUCGUUUCCAACAUACUGGAAGCCUCAAAGGUCGUCCAGGAGACUUUUGUCAGAAAGAUCAUUUCUGUGGACGCAAAUCCAGUUAAAUUGCUGGAGAAUGUCCCUGAUGUCCUAGCAAAUGAGAUCCCAUCUUCACUGCUGGUAUUUUCUGAGAGCACAGUCAACAUCAGUAUGAUUAACAAAAAGAUGUGGACUCCAGAUCAGUCAGCCAUGUUUAUUGGGAUAUUGGGUGAAUCAGGCUUUGACAUCGAACAGCUUUCGCCGUCUGUGCUGCAAGGCUUCAGCUGUUCAUCGGUUCAGAAAAUGUCUAAAGCCAAAAUCAAGCAGAUGAUCCGUGCCUGUCGACCGAGGAAAGAAACAGCCAAGGUGGAUCUGAAGGAACCUCAACUGACCUGCAUGUACAACCUGAUCCGUGACGACCUCUCUCAGAACUUCACUGAUUACCCUUCAGACAUGCUUCUCUACUUGGAUGUUCAAGAUGUCCAGAAAGCAAACUGCAGGUCCUACUUUUCUGCCCUGGGUGCUACAGACUUCUCUGUGGCCUCCAGCAUCUUGAACAAGGGCCCACAGAAGUUCAGGGAAGCUCGAGACUGCUUGGGGAUCAGUGGCAUCAACCUGAGCAGAGACAAUGUGGAGGUCCUGGGGAACAUGGUCUGCACUCUGGAUAGAUCCGACAUUGAGAACUCAGAUCCUCUCAUCCUGGAAAAACUCAAAGCCUGCAAAGACCUCUCUGCCAGCCAAGUGGCUGCUAUGGAAACACUGCUGCUGUCUGGGAAAACACAAUACGGAGCUGUAAACAGUUGGGACCAACAGACGCUAGAGAGUCUGGGAACACUUCCUUUGUAUUUAACAAGAAACAUCUGGACACAUUUCACAGCUGCAACACAGAAAAGAUUCCUUAAGGGUUUCAUGCCUGACCUAAGGAAACAAAACACACAGAAGAUGAAGCUCAGGAAUCUGUUUUCAGAGCUCACCCCUACAGUAGCAAAACGAGGAGCAGGAUGCAGUGAGGGGAACAUCACCCAGGUGACCAUCAGCGACCCUUCCUUCCCCUUUGGCUACAAUCAGCUGCAGUUUGAACUCUGCCUGGACGUUCCCAUUCUGAAAGAUAACCUCUACUCCAUCUGCCAGAAAGUGGAUGAUGAUGGUUAUCAAAGAAUCAUUCUCAAUAAACUCAACCAGGCAUUCCCAUCUGGAGUUCCUGAUCAGGAAGUACAGAUGCUUGCUUCAGUCUCUCGCUCAGCAACACCUGAUGACAUCUCUAAGUGGAACAUCACUGCACUGGAUACCUUGGCAGCUCUGAUGAAACCUGAAGAUGGAGCAUGGGAGAUGGCACAGAGCAAAGCAAUCAUCACCAAGUACCUGAAUACCUCUGGAAAUUCACUGGGCAGCAGUGAACUGAACAUUAUUGACUCCAACCUCACUGGACACCAGCACAUUACAGACCAUUACAGCAGACAAAAUGCCAAGCAUCUAAAUGUGGCAUCAUGUUCAACUGAGCAGAAGAGAGUCCUCUUCGAGAUCAGCAACUCCUCCUUCAGCGUCCAUCGUGAUAAUCCCAUUAACUUUUUUAACCUGGUUAAAGGCUAUCUAGGGGGAGCACCUCAAGCAGAUAUUGCAACGUUAUCAAGACAGAACAUCAGCAUGGAUGUCCAGACUUUCAGGAGUCUGGAUAUCAACGUGAUAACUAAUCUGACUGUGGCCAACGUCCAAGGUCUGAUGGGUGAAAACCUACGAGAUCUCAAACUGUUUGAGAAUGAUACUGUGGUUCAGACCUGGGUGAACCUACAGCUACAGUCUGACCUGAACACACUGGGUUUGGGUCUAAUCACCACUCGGGCAGACCCAACAGUACCAACCAGUACAAACAGCACUGAGCCACAGGCUGCAACCACCAGUGGUGUCCUGGAGUUCACAAAAUCACCAGCCUCUGUUCUCCUGACCGCUCUGCUCACAGCUGCUCUACAAAUAAUCCUGCGACCAGCCUAA